Molecule: messenger RNA, 3344 nt
Organism: Gavialis gangeticus (Gharial)
Lineage: Eukaryota; Metazoa; Chordata; Crocodylia; Gavialidae
Gene: PPP1R21
Product: protein phosphatase 1 regulatory subunit 21
Exons: 22
Coding region: 71-2413 (780 amino acids)
Cellular component (GO): membrane; early endosome
Source: RefSeq, a predicted model, not a curated record
UGCGUGUGUCUCUCGGCGGCGGUGGCCGGCGUGGGGGCGGUGGCUGCGACUCGCGGCUUCCCCAGAGGCGAUGGCGGCCGCCGCCGAACUGCAGGGAAAGUACCAGAAGCUUGCCCAGGAGUACUCCAAGCUUCGGGCUCAGAACCAGGUGCUAAAAAAAGGUGUUGUGGAUGAGCAAGCAAAUUCUGCGUCUCUAAAGGAGCAACUGAAGAUGAAGGAUCAAUCGCUGAGAAAACUGCAACAAGAAAUGGACAGUUUGACAUUUCGAAAUCAGCAGCUUGCCAAGAGAGUGGAACUACUCCAAGAUGAACUUGCCUUAAGUGAAGCCAAGGGCAAAAAAAACAAGAAAAGUGGAGAAUCUUCAUCUCAGUUGAGUCAAGAACAGAAAAGUGUCUUUAAUGAAGAUCUUCAAAAGAAGAUAGAAGAGAAUGAAAGACUUCAUAUACAAUUCUUUGAAGCAGAUGAGCAGCACAAACGUUUAGAAGCCGAGCUAAGAAGUAGGCUUGAGGUUUUGGAAACAGAUGCUGCCCAGCAUCAAGCAGUGGUAGAUGGUUUAACCCGGAAAUACAUGGAGACCAUUGAAAAACUGCAGAAUGAUAAAGCCAAACUAGAAAUCAAGUCUCAGGCACUAGAAAGAGAAGCCAAGGACUGUAGGCUUCGAACAGAAGAAUGCCAGCAGCAGUUGAAGAAUCUUCAUACAGAUUUGGGCAGUCGAUUGGAUGAAUCUUUAUCCAUCAUCAGUGAAAAAGUACCUUUCAAUGACACAAAAUCUAGUUAUUAUAAUGCUCUGAAUGUACCAUUGCACAACAAAAGAUAUCAACUAAAGUUGCGAGACCUUGCUGGACAGGCACUUGCUUUUGUUCAUGAUCUUGUGACUGCUCUUCUGAACUUUCAUACUUACACGGAACAAAGAGUUCAGAUCUUUCCCAUUGAUUCUGCCACAGACACUAUAUCACCACUAAAUCAGAAGUUCUCGCAGUAUCUUCAUGAAAAUGCAUCCUAUGUUCGCCCCCUGGAGGAAGGAAUGCUUCACUUGUUUGAGAGUAUUACAGAAGAUACUGUGACUGUGCUGGAAACAACUGUGAAAUUGAAAGCCUUUUCAGAACACUUAUCUACAUACAUAUGUUUUCUCAGAAAGAUUCUUCCUUAUCAGUUAAAAAGUUUGGAAGAAGAGUGUGAAUCUUCUCUUUGCACAGCUGCAUUAAGAGCUAGGAAUUUGGAGCUACACAAUGAUAUGAAAAAGAUGACUGCCAUCUUUGAGAAGUUAAACGUGUACAUUAGCCUUCUUGCCUUACCAAGUGUAAAAGCAGAAGGGCUGCUUCGGACAAAUUAUGGUUCAGUAUUUGCCAACAUUGCUGCAGGGCUUCAUGAAUUUCAUGAAGUUAUGAAAGAAAUUUCCAAGCACUACACUCAGAAAGCUACCUUAGAACAUGAGCUUCCAACAGCCACGCAGAAACUUAUAACUACAAAUGACUGCAUCUUAUCAUCUGUGGUGGCUUUAACAAAUGGAGCAGGCAAGAUUGCUUCAUUCUUUAGCAACAACUUGGACCACUUCACUGCUUCAUUGAGCUAUGGGCCAAAGGGAGGAACAGAGUUCAUCAGCCCUCUAUCAGCUGAGUGUAUGCUUCAGUACAAGAAGAAAGCAGUGGCCUACAUGAAAUCUUUAAAGAAGCCCUGUUCUGAUUCAGUGCCUUAUGAAGAGGCUUUGGCCAAUCGUAGAGUUCUUCUCAGUUCCACAGAAAGUCGAGAAGGUCUUGCACAACAGGUCCAGCAAAGUUUAGAAAAGAUUGCAAAACUGGAGCAGGAAAAAGAGCACUGGAUGUUGGAGGCCCAGCUGGCUAAAAUAAAGCUAGAAAAAGAAAACCAGAAGCUAAAGAGUUCACUUAGUGGGCAGCUGAUUGAGCCAACACAAGAACCUUCUGUUUUGUUGAAUGCUUCUGAACAACAAAAGGAAGAGGCUAUAGAAAGGACUCUGAGGGAGCCUAUGAAAAGUACAAGUCUGAUUGCAAUGUUGACCAUGACAACUGACAAUGAAGAGGCUUCAGAUGCAGAGUCCCGUGAAGGCUUGAUAAAAAAUCACUACAUGGCAAGGAUAGCAGACCUCACUUCCCAUCUACAGCUUGCUGACAGCAAAUCAGUGCACUUUCACGCUGAGUGCCGAGCACUUGCCAAAAGGUUAUCUUUAGCUGAAAAGUCUAAGGAAUCGCUAAUGGAGGAGCUGAAAUUGGCCAGUCAGAACAUCAGCAGGUUACAGGAUGAAUUGAUGACCACCAAAAGAAGCUAUGAGGAUCAGUUAAGCAUGAUGAGUGAUCACCUCUGCAGUAUGAAUGAAACCUUAACGAAACAAAGGGAAGAAAUUGAUACGCUAAAGAUGACUAGUAAGGGAAAUUCCAAAAAGAACAAAAAUCGAUAGUUUGUGGCCAAUCAGCUGCCUCUCAGACACUGUUGCUGCUGCUGCACAGAAUUUGCAGAUGCUGAAAAUCUGUCUAAUCUUGUUAGGUCUUUACAGGAAACAGAUGAUAUUGGACCUAGUGAUUUGAUGUUUAUACGUGAGUUUGAAACAAUUAGAACUUGUAACCAGUAAAUCAAACAGUUAAAUGUUGUCAGUAAAACAAAAUUUACACUCCAUUAGGACUUACCUUAAGUUUUUACAGUGCCCUUUUUCAAACUAGGUUUUAAUUUCACGUAAUAACUUGAGAAACUUUUGUAUAUUUUCCAGUUCAAUUAUACAUUAACCAGUUUUCUGUCUGUUUCUGGGUAAAGGUCAACAUGUGAGCAUCCAUACAUUCAGUUACUUGUUGAAAGUAAUCUAAAGAUUCAUUAGAAAACUACUUUUGGCCAUGCAAGCUGUGCAGUUAUUGUAAAUUUUAUUGCCUCUUGCUCUCAAAUUUUCUGGAGUAACUGAGUUGGUUGCUAAAGGAAGCUCAAAUCAAUAAAUUCAUGCUUGAAGUAAAUGGGUUUGGUCUUGUCUUGGUGUAUAUUCAGCGAUGGUAACUCCAGUUCACCACAUUUAGGGGUCUGGGUUUUGAACUUAAGAGCAUAAGUAGCUCAAUCAAGGAGCUCUUGAAAUUUUUCUCAAAGGACUUGUUUAGGGCAUGUUUUAAUUUUGAAACAUACUGACAUAAAGUAGCUGGAGAAGAUGUGAACAUAAGAUGUUGAAAAGGAAUCAAAAUCUCUUUUAACUUCCUCUCAGCAGCAUAACAGCAGGCAGGCUAGGUCAGUCUGCUACUCUACUGCAACAAAGAAGGGUCUAUUAUAUGCAUAGAAGAUUUAAACACUGAAUUUGCAGACGAGUUUAAGGCAUUUUAUGGCAUUUUUGAAAUUUCCUUGAGGAUCCCCGUUUU